This is a messenger RNA of Larimichthys crocea (large yellow croaker), 2802 nucleotides long. RefSeq names its product angiotensin I converting enzyme 2 (gene ace2). Gene Ontology annotation, cellular component: plasma membrane. NCBI's taxonomy places the organism in Eukaryota, Metazoa, Chordata, Actinopteri, Sciaenidae. Bases 53 to 2485 code for a protein of 810 amino acids. Gene Ontology annotation, molecular function: peptidyl-dipeptidase activity; metallopeptidase activity. The record is from RefSeq and is a predicted model, not a curated record. Gene Ontology annotation, biological process: proteolysis. The transcript has 18 exons.
CCGUCCUUCUCAGAGUUGGUCUGUGUGUGUGGCUGGAGCUGAAGCAGCCACAAUGUCUGUGAGGAUUCUUUUAUUGUUGCUGGCAGUGUCCUCUGCUGUUUCUGCUCAGUCAAGCAUGGAGAGCGAAGCAGAGGUGUUCCUGGAGAAGUUCGACAAGGAGGCCACUCAACGUAUGUACCAGUACUCGCUGGCAUCAUGGGCCUACAACACCAACAUCACAAAAGAAAACUCAGACAAGCUGUUAGCACAGGGGGAAAUAUGGGGCAAUUUCUACAACAAUAUGUCAAAACUGUCCCAGCAAUUCCCCAUCAGCGAGAUCAAGAAUCCAAUAAUCAAAUUACAGCUCCUCUCCCUACAAGACAAAGGCUCUGGUGCCCUGUCUGAGGAUAAAGCUGCACAUCUGAGUAAGGUCAUGAGUGAGAUGAGUACAAUCUACAGCACAGCGACAGUGUGCCUUAUGGACGACCCCCUUAACUGCCAGACUUUGGAGCCAGGCCUGGAGCACGUAAUGGCCAACAGCAAAGACUACGCCGAGCGGCUGCAUGUGUGGGAGGGCUGGAGGAGAGAGGUGGGGAAGAGGAUGAGGCCCCUGUAUGAAGACUAUGUGGAUCUGAAGAAUGAAGCUUCCAAAUUAAACAACUUUGAAGACUAUGGAGCUUACUGGAGAUAUAACUAUGAGACCAUUGAGGAGGAUGCUCAGUUCAACUACACCAGAAAUGAGCUCAUGGAAGACGUCCGCUCUAUAUACAAAGAGAUCCUGCCUUUGUACAAGGAGCUGCAUGCCUAUGUGAGAGCCAAGCUCAUGGAGGUCUACAAAGAAGGCAUUGAUUCAGAAGGACCUCUGCCAGCCCACCUGCUGGGUGACAUGUGGGGAAGAUUCUGGACUAACCUGUACCCUCUAUCAAUUCCCUACCCCGGAAAAAAAGAUAUUGAUGUCAGCGAUGAAAUGGUGAAGCAGGGUUGGACUGAGAUUCGGCUUUUUGAAGAAGCAGAGAAGUUCUUCAUGUCUGUGGGUCUUUAUGAGAUGUUCCCAAAUUUCUGGAAUAACUCCAUGUUCGUGAAGCCUGAUGGACGCAAGGUGGUCUGUCACCCCACAGCCUGGGACAUGGGAAACAGAGAGGACUUUAGGAUCAAAAUGUGCACCCAGGUCAACAUGGACAACUUCCUCACAGUGCACCAUGAGAUGGGUCACAACCAGUACCAGAUGGCGUAUCGUAAUCUGUCCUACCUCCUGAGGGACGGAGCCAACGAGGGUUUCCACGAGGGUGUCGGAGAAAUCAUGUCCCUCUCUGCUGCAACACCCAAACACCUGAAGAGCCUGGGUCUCCUGGGUCCUGACUUCGUUUAUGAUAAUGAAACUGAGAUCAACUUCCUGCUCAAACAGGCACUCACCAUUGUGGCCACACUGCCGUUCACCUACAUGCUGGAGGAAUGGAGGUGGCAGGUGUUUGCAGGGAACAUCAACAAAAAUGAAUGGAUGAAGCGCUGGUGGGAGAUGAAGAGGGACCUGGUUGGGGUGGUGGAGCCAGUGCCAAGAGAUGAGACCUACUGUGACCCACCUGCUCUGUUCCAUGUAUCAGGAGACUAUUCUUUCAUCAGGUACUUCACUAGAACCAUCUACCAGUUUCAGUUCCAAAAGGCGCUCUGUGACGCAGCCGGUCAUACAGAUGCCUUGUCUUCAUGUGACAUUACUGGCUCUAAAGAAGCAGGAACCAAACUGAGGAAUAUGUUAGAGCUGGGAAGGUCUCAGUCCUGGACGAGGGCCUUGCAUGUGAUAUCCAAUGACACUAGGAUGAACGCCGGCCCCCUGAUGGAUUAUUUCCAAAAACUUUAUGACUGGCUGAAGGUAGAGAAUAAGAAACACAAUCGGACGGUAGGCUGGAAAACAAACAUAGAUCCAUAUUCAAAGUAUGCCAUUAAAGUGAGAAUAAGUUUGAAGGCUGCCAUGGGUGAAAACGCUUAUCCCUGGAACAACAAUGAGCUGUACCUGUUCAAGACCAACAUUGCGUAUGCUUUGAGGCAGUACUACAGCCAAAUGAAGAGAGAGACCCUUCUCUUCACAUCAGAGGACAUCCACGCAUAUAAUGACACUCCAAGAAUCUCCUUCUACAUUGCGGUGACCAAACCUGGGAAUCCGUCCAUAUAUAUCCCAAAGGGUGAUGUAGAAGCUGCCAUAAGGUUAUGUCGAGGCCGGAUCAACAAUGCCUUCCAAUUGGAUGACAGGACGCUGGAGUUUGAGGGUAUUAUACCAACACUGGCCACUCCCACGCAGCAGCCGGUGGAGGUGUGGCUGGUGGUAUUUGGGGUGGUCAUGGGAGUUGUGGUGUUGGCAGGCGUUUACCUCGUCAUCACUGGUGUAAGAGACCGCAGAAAGAAACCUGAAGAUCCAGUUGUGGAAAAUCCCUACGAUGAAGUCGAUGAAAUGUCUAAUGGACAAGUUAACAAAGCCUAUGAUGACAGUGGCCAUGAACAAACUGGAUUCUAAAUCCACCACUGGCUCUGAAAAACAGAGGGACGGUGUUUACGAAGUUUUAGUUUUGCUUUUACCGACAGCUGUAUAGUGAAUAUUUUUGCAAAAAAGUAUACUUAAUUGUACUCAAAUGUAGUAAAAUAUUAAAUAUACUUUAAUGUGAAUGUACUAAAUGUUCUAUUUUUAAACGUAGUAGUAGUAAACAUCAUACCAUACAUGAAAUUGUAAUGUAAGUAAAAUUAAUUUAUACUUCAAGUAUAUCUGUCAAAAAAUAUGCUUAAAAUUAGCAUGAAGUACUCGAACCUGUGCAAGUGUAGUCAUUAAUAUUUUAU